ACAACUUCCUGGGAUGCAGAGAGUACCCGCGCGCUUCUCUGUAAUUCUACCAUUGAAGAAAGCAUCACCACGGCAACGAUCCUUGGCCAGUCUGAUUCUGUGUUUUUUCCGAAGAGCAUCGGAGAGACAUCAGUGCCAGCAUCGCCACCAGCAAAAACAGCCGACAUGGUGAAGUUGGGCAGCAAUCUGUCGGAGAAACCGGAGAAGGAGCAGCAGGCCGCGGAGGACGGCUUCGACAACAUCCCGCUGAUCUCACCCCUGGACGUGAGUCAGCUCCAGCAGCCGUUUCCUGACAAGGUGAUUGUGAAAACAACGACGGAAUACCAGCUUCAGCAGAAGAAGAAGAAAAAAUUAUACGUUCCCGGCAUCAAGAAGCUGAACAUCAAUCUGUAUGAUGAGGUGUCUGAGAAGGUCAAGCUCACUGGACUGAUCCUGAUUACCAUGGUGUUCCUGGCCUGCCUGCUGCUCUUGGUCAUGUACAAAGCUCUAUGGUACGACCAGCUCAGCUGCCCCGAGGGCUUCAUCUUCAAGCACAAGCACUGCACCCCCGCAGCCCUGGAGAUGUAUUACUCUGAGCAGGAGACUGGCUCGCGAGGGAGCCUCUACACCGCCAUCAGCCACUUGAAGCAGGCCAAGAAGACCAUCCCCGAACUGCCGUCGCUAUGGUUACCCGUCACCAACGCUCUGAUCGAGGCGGAGAAGGCGAAAGAGGAGGGCAGCCACCUCCAGCAGUAGGGCGUCCGGGAGGCGACGGGAGAGACAACGUAAUUAAAACAAAAAAACGCUUGAGUCGGUGGUUAAUUAAAACCUAAUCAAAGUGUUACAGUUACGAAAAUGUCUAUUUAAAAAAACAAAAACAAAAAAAUCAAGUAAAAACACAAACGUCAAUAUAGUUUAGGAAUGUGCCUGAUUCAUGCUUUUACCCAGAAUGUUCGAAGCACCGGUAGGAGAGGACGGCUCUUCUGUGGGUCGCGUCCCUGUGACGUGGUAGGGGAACGAUCGUAAAAAAGCGAGGAGAGGUGUUGGGUUUUCGGUUCAGGGGCAGGUUGGAGAGAGACAUUCAAACACCAGCUAGCUUUCCAUCAGGAUUCCACCUGGAGACAGAUCAGUAUUUAUGUGUUAAAAUAAAUCUCUAAAAGAAAACGCGAUGAUUUUUAAUGUUCCUGUAGUACACACGCUCUUCUUAAACCCAUUUGCUUAAUGUUAACUUGAGUAUAGUGCUUCUCAUUCUGUACAGUACGUUAGGAGCACUAGAUAACGGUAUAGGCUACUUAAAUUACAGAAGGAUCGGCUUUAAGCCGCUAAGAGGUCCUCAUUGUGCAAAAAAAAAAAAACGCUGUCAUUGCAGUUUUGCUAAAAUCAGAAGAAAACAUCAGUGAUAAAUAAGUAUUUCCUUUGAGGAUUCAGAAACCAGUUCACGCAGCAAAAUGUUCAAAUGUGUAAACUCAGCUCUGAGAGUACCUUUAAAACGAAUAUAACAGUGCAUAUUGUCCCAAUUAGAGUUGACUUAACACUAAUAAUUUUGCUGUGCACUAUUAUCAAGACUUAUUUUGUAGAGGUUAACUUAUCUGAACACACUGCAAAAGCCUUAUAAAACUGUUUCAAUUGAUUAUACAUAUUCUUAGGGAUUAAUGGGUGUAUUGUAUUUUUGUCCAAGGUAACGUAUACUGUUGGCUACGUGGAGUGCCGUUUAGUUUUUGUUCCUUGAUUACUCUGCUAAUACCACUUGAGUAGUUUUUAGUGAAUGUCUGCUAAAAAUUUGUAUACCUUAGAACUUAAAGGGAACACAUUCUUAAAAGGGAACACUUUUUUCUCUCAAGAGUAUAUAAGCAUGUUAAAAAAAAUCACUUUCAAAUAAUAUAUGUAUGGCAACCAUUUUCAACAUCGAACACAUACUGCAGCCUUAAACAGGCUGAAUCAGUUCACUUGUGAUGAAUGUUCUCACAUUCACCAGCACUCGUUAAAGAACACAAAUUACAAUGACGUGCAUCUGCAGUAUUAAAGCGUAUUGCGAGUAUUUGAGUCCACUAUUGAGACUGUUAAUCUGAAAGUGCGUAAUUUGGGCACGACGACGUACGAAGUUAAAACGAUGUGUUUCUACGAUUCGCCGUGGAUGGGUAUGAAGGGAAAACGGUGAACAUUUGAACGCACAACAUUGACCUUUUGUUCAACUGUCUGAACUGAUGGAGGCUCUAGAGUACCGCAUCGUGUGACAUUGUUCGCCAAAACAGCUUCAUAACCCCGAGGAUUGUGCGUGCUUGUGCUUGUGGGUGUUAUAUGUGGGAGUUUGUGUGUGUGUGUAUGAGUGCAUGUACAUCGACAGUUUCAGCUAUUAGUUGCAGUAUGUGGUUUGUACACACAUUUAUGCGGUUAUAGUUUUUCUUUUUUUUUUGCACAUAAAUAUUUAUUUAUUGUGAAUAGUAUUUAUAUCUGUAUUUUCACAUCGUCACAGUGUUUGCUCUGAAGGUUUUUAUUUAUUUUGAUAUGGAACUUUGGGUGUUUUGUGAAGAAUCUUCUGUGCCACCGUGGGUAAAUUGCAAUAUGAUAUUGAGCAGCGGACGAUCUCAGAUUUAGUCACAGGUGCCAGACUCUGUGGAUCGAUUGAUCUCUUUGGUCGUUUGCUGUAGGAAGCAGCUUAAUAUUCUGACAGGUAUGAGCAUUCGGAUAGGAUGCUAAAAAAUAAUGCUCAAUGAGAAGUAGCUCGGAAACAUUUGUAAAACAAUUUUUAAAAAAGGUGUCAUUGAAAUUUGUACUGCAGCUCUUAGUCCAUGUCCAUUUCUCAGUCUCUCGACAGCACCUUGUAGCUUUCUCUCUCAGCGAAUGUGAUCUUAUCGUACUGUAGCAUACUGUACACUCUCUUGUGUGAAGUACUGGAAGUGCCAAAAUGAAUGCUGUGAUCAUCUGCUUUGGUCAUGACGAAAAAUUCAAUAAAUUAUUUGGUGUUCACCUUUCACAUUAAGAA
This is a messenger RNA of Anguilla rostrata (American eel), 2962 nucleotides long. RefSeq names its product calcyon neuron-specific vesicular protein (gene caly). Gene Ontology annotation, cellular component: membrane; endosome. NCBI's taxonomy places the organism in Eukaryota, Metazoa, Chordata, Actinopteri, Anguilliformes, Anguillidae. Gene Ontology annotation, biological process: clathrin coat assembly; G protein-coupled dopamine receptor signaling pathway; endosomal transport. The record is from RefSeq and is a predicted model, not a curated record. The transcript has 5 exons. Gene Ontology annotation, molecular function: clathrin light chain binding. Bases 166 to 735 code for a protein of 189 amino acids.